Messenger RNA from Octodon degus (degu), 2497 nucleotides. It is a transcript of the gene Csrnp1, whose product is annotated as cysteine and serine rich nuclear protein 1. The coding region runs from base 146 to 1903 and encodes 585 amino acids. The transcript is spliced from 5 exons. The record is from RefSeq and is a predicted model, not a curated record. NCBI's taxonomy places the organism in Eukaryota, Metazoa, Chordata, Mammalia, Rodentia, Octodontidae. Gene Ontology annotation, biological process: regulation of transcription by RNA polymerase II. Gene Ontology annotation, molecular function: sequence-specific DNA binding; DNA-binding transcription factor activity, RNA polymerase II-specific. Gene Ontology annotation, cellular component: nucleus.
ACGCCGGACUGGGGGCGGCCGCACGGACCGCGGAGCACAGCAGCCGGGCGCGGAGCGCCGGACCGGGACGCGGGUCGGACGGGGUCGCGGGGCACCCAGAACGCAGGCUGUCUGUCCCCAGCUCCCAGAGGACCCCUGUCCCACCAUGACUGGACCGCUGAAGAGGAAAUUUGACCAGCUGGAAGAGGACUCUUCUUCAUUCUCCUCCUCUACCUCCUCUGGCUGGCUGUCUCGCUCCUGCUCUCCAACCUCUUCUGUUUCCCCUGCCUGGGACUCAGAGGAGGGCAGCCCAUGGGGUCAGACACCCCUGUCUGACCGGGACCUCUGUAGCUCAGGAAGUUUCACCCCACUGUCCAUUCUGAAGCGGGCUCCUCGAGAGCGCCCCGGCCGCGUAGCCUUUGAUGGCAUCACCGUCUUCUACUUCCCGAGGUGCCAGGGCUUUACCAGCGUGCCCAGCCGAGGAGGCUGUACUCUGGGCAUGGCUCCUCGCCACAGUGCCUGCCGCCGCUUCUCCUUGGCUGAGUUUACCCAGGAGCAAGCCCGAGAACGUCGAGAGAAGCUCCGUCAGCGCUUGAAGGAGGAGAAGCUGGAGGCAUUACACAGGAAGCUUUCUGCCACUGGGCUCCCAGAGAUGAAGGCUGGCCAGCCCCUCACAGUGGAUGCCAUGGAUGAUGCUUCUGUGGAAGAGGACUUGGCUGCUGCCGUGGCAAGUGGCCGGCUAGAGGAGGACAACUUCCUUCAGCCUUACUUACCGCGGCAGCGGCGGGCUCUGCUGCGGGCUUCGGGUGUGCGAAGGAUUGAUCGUGAGGAGAAGAGGGAACUACAGGCACUGCGGCAGUCCCGCGAGGACUGUGGUUGUCACUGUGACAGGGUCUGUGACCCUGAGACCUGCAGCUGCAGCCUGGCAGGCAUCAAGUGCCAGAUGGACCAUACUGCUUUCCCCUGUGGCUGCUGCAAGGAGGGCUGUGAGAACCCCAAGGGCCGUGUGGAGUUUAACCAGGCACGAGUGCAGACUCACUUCAUCCAUACGCUUACCCGCCUGCAGCUGGAGCAGGGUGUGGAGAGCCCCAGGAAGCUGGAGCCCCCUGCUCAGGGCAGCCCACCCAGCCCUGGUGAGCAGGCCCUGGCCUCCACGUUCCCACUGGCCAAGCCUCCUGUGAGUAGUGAGCUGGGAGACAACAGCUGCAGCAGCGACAUGACUGAUUCUUCCACUGCGUCUUCAUUGUCGGGCACCAGUGAGGUCCCAGAUCGUCCCAUCCACUCAGGCCUGCCUGGCCCUGGCUUCCAACCUGGCAUGGAUGAUGACAGCUUGGCACAGAUCCUGAGCUUCAGUGACUCUGACCUCGGUGGGGAGGAGGAAGAGGAUGAAGUGGGUGUGGGGAACCUGGACAACCUCAGCUGCUUCCACCCAGCUGACAUCUUUGGUACUGGAGAUCCUGUUGGGCUGGCCAGCUGGACCCACAGUUACUCUGGCUCUAACCUUGUGUCUGGCAUACUGGAUGAAAAUGCCAACCUCGAUGCCAGCUGCUUCUUAAAUGGUGGCCUUAAAGGCUUCAGAGAAGGUAGCCUCCCUGGCACCUCAGUGCCACCCAGUGUGGAUGCUGGCCAGAACAGUUCAGUGGACCUCAGCUUGUCUUCCUGUGACUCUUUCGAGCUGCUCCAGGCUUUGCCGGAUUAUAGUCUGGGGCCUCACUACACCUCCAAGAAAGUGGCUGGCAGCCCAGACAGCCUCGAGGCCCCACACUUCCCUGCGCCUGGCCUUUCCCCACCUGCAGAUGCCAGCACGUGCUUCCUGGAGUCCCUCAUGGGCUUGUCCGAGCCAGCUGCAGAGGUUCUGGCUCCUUUUAUUGACAGCCAGUUUGAGGACGCUGCCCCAGCAUCUCUGGAGCCUGUGCUGGUGUGAGGACUAGGGUGCCUUUUCCCUACCCCAGGAGCCCCAGUGCUGCUUUUCUGUGAUUUGGGAGCUCCCCAAGGUCUGCAUGUGUCAGUCUCCCACUGGCUGGCCCAGCUGCAGGCACUCUUGGUUUCAUACAACACUGAAUUUAUUUAUUUUUGUUGACUUCUGUGCUGAAGGGGGUGGGGAGGAGCUUCACCAUUCAGCCACCUGGCCCCUCAAUGCUCUUCUACCUUUGCAGGUGUUCUGGGAAAGAAGACAGAGCACUUCUGGAGCUGGGCAGACCUCUCUGGGUCUCUGUGAUGUUCCUUGCCCAGAGAUGGCAAGACAGGGGUAAAGCCAGCCACCUGUGGUUUCUCCUUUGCUCUGAGCCCCAGACCCAUGGGUAGCUGACCCUCUGGACUGUGAAGACUAAUUUAUUUCCAUAAUUUAUUGAGAGUCUGAGGUGGCUCUGGCUGGUGGGCAGUGCUGGUGUGAGUUCCCUUUUGUCCUGCACCCUGCCCUGCCUUGCCCUUCUCUGCCUAGCUUUGAUGUGGACCAGAGGUGGAUCUGCGUCCUAUGGUGUCUUCUGUCAGCUGCCUGGCUCCUGGAUGGCUGAGCAGG